This is a messenger RNA of Alosa alosa (allis shad), 7513 nucleotides long. RefSeq names its product AT-hook transcription factor (gene akna). Gene Ontology annotation, biological process: neuroblast division in subventricular zone; epithelial to mesenchymal transition; neuroblast delamination. Lineage: Eukaryota; Metazoa; Chordata; Actinopteri; Clupeiformes; Clupeidae. The record is from RefSeq and is a predicted model, not a curated record. Gene Ontology annotation, cellular component: centrosome.
UCACAGCACCGCGUUCGUUUAGUUUUUUGAAAAAGAAAAAAAGAAGUCUUCUCAUAUAAAAGCGAACGCUGCCACUUUACAUGUCCUGUAACACGAGGAGAAUCUAAGAUUAUGAUAGAACUGACCUAGACUAUCCUAUGGUUAACAGAUUAAGAUGAAAACCGUUGGUUUUGGCAAGAACAAGAAGUCAAGCAAACAGUAGUAGUAGUAGUAGGCGGCGGCUGUGCUGUGCUGUGCUUCAAGACAAAGCUACGACGGAACAUUUACGUACGGGAGGAUAUCCCAGCUCCUGCGGAAGAAGUGACUUGCAGACGCAGCCAGGACGCGAGUGGUAAUAAGAUGAGGUGAACACCUGCUUGGAAGGGUCCAUAUCGCAGCUGGAAGCGCCCUCAGGCCCUGCUGCUUUGAGUGGACAUUUGGGUGGACGUUACCCAGCCUGACUACUCAAGUCUAAACGGGGAACUCUUCCAGCCAUGGCUCUUCCUGUUGCCCUGAGUCCUGGGGCCCCAUAUGGCAGUGGGACUAUGAGAGGACAAGUGGUUAGACAAGUGAGGUGAGGAAGGAAGAGUGGGGAAACUUAAAAGAAAGAGGGAGAAAGAGAAUGGAGAGGAAAAGGCAGAGCAUCACUGCUGGGGAGCUGGAAUGGACCCCGGCCCCAGAGCCUGCCUCUCCUGCCAGCCCUGGGGGGUCGGAGGCUGAGCUGAGCUGGGAGGGAGGUGGAGGAGAGGAGGUGGAUGAGUUCCAGAGCCAGAUGGAUGAGCGGGGGAUCAUCGGCCUGGAGGAGACCCAGGGCGAAGAGCUGAUGUUGGUGUUGGGAGAGGAGAUGGAUCCAGACGAGGAUGACUUUGGCUCGUCCCCCUACUUUGAGAGGGGGUCCCAGGGAGAAGGGCACGAGUGGGGUCUGGGUGGGGAAGAGGAGCAGGGUUUCGGAGAGGAAGAGGAGUGGGAUGAGGAGCAGGAGCAGAGCGGCAUUUGGGACACGGGGACACCCGAACCACACAAGGGUCCCCCCAUGACUCUGCAGGAUCUGAGCUUUAACCUGAGCGAACUCCUGGACUCUGACCCUGCUGGAGAGGACACAAACACUCCAUCUCAGCUUGAGGAUCAUUCUCUAGAGGGGCAGGACAGUUUGACUUUGCAGGAAGGCUGGACUGAGGAUGAGAGACAGCAUAGAGUGGGAGGUGACGGUGACGUGAAUAGGGUGACUCAGAACCGGAACAGGAACUGGACUCCCUCACAUGGACACAGUCAGAUGGAUACGACUGAGGAUGAAGUAGCUGAUUCUGAGUGGGAGGAGUUCCAGAAUGUCCCAGCCCCUCAAGUCAGAGCAAGGAAUUCUGGGUCGAGACAAGCCCACUGUGACUCAGAAUAUAGGACUGGAUCUAACGGACCAGAAAGUUCUGACGGAGAGAGCAUGAAGGUAGACCAGCUAGGCAAGCAAACUGGUUAUCACUUGACCCCAACACCCUCCCCCAGGAGAAGUCCACUUGAUUUUCAGGAAAUUCCUCAGCCUUCCCAUUCAGUCUGCAAGUCUGAACUCAGGCUUGGACACAGGAACAACUUAGGGCUAGAACCAGGUCUUAGUUCAUCAAUUUUACCAAGAAAUCUUCCAACAAACUCCUAUGAGGAAACCGACCGUUCUAUUCAGGGAAGCCCAGAGUCUUCAGAUGCGACAUUUUCUAAGGCUGAACUCAGGGACUCACCAUCCAGAUCAUCUCCUAUUAGGCCAACUCAUCAUAAGAGCCGAAAGAACAGGUUUCCAAAGGCAGACCUUCAUGCUGGAGGGGAGACGGAGGAGCAUUACCCACAAGCCUUUGAGGACUUGAAAGAUCCACAGAAGGUUGUACAUAACAUAUCUAGUUUCACAAGGCACUCUACUUCCCACACCCCACCUCCUUCACCUCACCCUGUUCCUCAUACAGUUCCACUGAUCUCUCCUCCUUCCCACCUCCUGCACCUGUCCAUGGAAGAUCCUUUAGACUUCCCUGGGAUUCAGGAGGAGAAGUUUCCAGAAGCUUCCUGCACAGAGAGCCUCCCAGACUCUAGUGUUUGUCCUCCUCGACCAACUCCUUCUCGAAGAAACCAGCAUGAUUCUCAGGAAAGCCCACAAUCCUCAGCUCCUGCACCUUCUAGGGCUGGACACAGGAAGUCACCUCCCCGCUCCUCUCCAGACAGGACUCAUCAUAAUCAUCUUAGGAGCCCAAAGACCAGCAAGAUUGAGAGGAGGAGGCCUGGUGCUGCUUUCAGCACAAGCCCUGCUGCUAGCCACACAGACAUCAGGCGAGGGAAGCUCACCCACCCCUCCCCCGACUUCUCCAAAGUCCAGCCUCGGGUCCACUUUCCCAAGACGGGCUACAAACCCCCCAAGAGUAAGCAUGCUGUCCAGCAGGAUGGCGAGCCCCCGGAGCCCCUGAUGGUUUUCAAGUCUCCGGCGGAGAUUGUCCGCGAGGUGCUCCUGAGCAGCAGCGAGGACCCCCAGGAGUCUCCAUGCCCUGGCGACGGUGGGCCCCAUGGGCCCCUGAACCGUACGGUGCCCGAGGGCUUCCGGGACCCUCAGCAGGCCACCGCUCUGAUGCAGCAGCUGCAGGAGGAUUACAAAAGACUGCUGACAAAAUAUGCUGCGGCAGAAAACACUAUUGACCGACUGCGCUUGGAGGCCAAGGUUGGCCUGUACUCGGACCCACCCAAGCCAAGCCACUCCGUCCAAUCAGGGUCCGUGAAGGAGGGGUCAAAGGUCAUGACCCUUAGUUUUCCUCAGGCUCAGAGGGCUGAGUUGGAUGCACCUCAGCAGACUCUCCAAAGGUCAAACUCAGAUCAUGCAGCCGUGUCCCCUGCCCGGCCCUCCUCCGUGGACUCGGUCUCCAGACAGAGGGGUCUGCGUGCCAUCGAGCAGCUCACCACAGCCCUGCUCUCUCAGGUCCAGAGGUUCCACCUGCAGCUUGACACAUUUGAGGAGCUCCUGAGAAGAGGUCAACUGAAAGCCCAUGAGCAGAUGAAGGGCCUGCAUGAGCUGGCUCAGGGCCAGGAGGCUCUGGAGAGGGCCUACCUUGCCGCACGGGAGGAGCACAAGUUCCUACAGCAGACAGGAAGCAGGCUCACACCUUUUGACCCAAACAGGGACCUUGAAGGACAGAUCUUCCAGUCAGGGAUGCGAUUGGACGAGCUGAAGGAAUGGGUGGAGCAAACCCAGCAGUCCUCGCCCAUGUCCGAGCCUCAGCCCUCUCCACAUCCGAUCUCCCUGAGCCCGAGGCAGAGUGACACGCUGCCACGCCCACAGGGUCCAGUGUGUCCUGUGGGUGUGGGAGAUCAGAUGACCAUCAGGGUGGAGGUGAGCUCAGUGAGCGGAGUCGACAUGGAGGAAGAGGAAGACGAAGACGAAGAGGAUUCCCUGCCUUCUCUCCUCCUCCGCCCCCUCCAACAGAAGCACCAGUGUGUGGAGCGGGACUUCAGCAAUCUGCUGGGCCAGUAUCAGAGUGUGAAGGAGCUGCCGCAGGUUCUUGACGUGGCAUCCAGACCCAACUGGCACAGCACCCCCGACCCAGAUGCCACUCCUCUCCCAGGGGAUGAUGGGAUAGAGGCGAGACCACACUGGCCUAGUGACGGCGAACAAGGCCAGAGCCGUCCACCUCAACUGGGGUCCCUCCCAACGCUGGAGCCUUCCACGGGGCCCGGUGCAGAGUCCCUGCGCGGCAGCCUGGCGGAGCUCCAUCUGGGGGGAGCCCCCCUGGAGCGCUGCUCCUCUUACCCCGGUGCUCAGGACGUCUCCAGCCCCAGCCGGGCUUCAGGGAGCAGGAGGUCGGGCAGCAGCAGCCUCUACAGCCUGGGCGACGGGAUGGCUACUGCCACCACAACACUCAACAAGAGAACCUACAAGGCCCAGGCCAGAAAUGCUAGAGCGCCCUCUCAGGAUGGUCUUCUGUCCCCGGAGACUGACAGUGGCUUUGUGGGCUCCGAGAGCCGCCUGACUCCUGCACUUCACAGUCCUAUCCAGCAGGGGGAGAAGGCGAGGACAACGCUGCUGGAGGAAACCGAGGAAACUAAGAGUCCCGUGACAGUCACUGACUCAGGGCGACCUCCUUCCCGUGACCCCCAGCAGAGGGCCUCCCUCUCUGGCGGGCUCGACUGGGUCAGCUGGAGGAGCCCCCACACCUCCGCAGAGGAGGGAGGAGGAGGAGGAGGAGGAGAGAGGAGGCCCCCUCCCAGCCUGUCUUCCAGCAGCUCCCCCCAGCGCUGGGCAAGGGAGCCACUACAGGCCUGGACCAGCAGUGGGGCCAGUGAGACCCACUCCCUGUCAGGACAGGAGGAGAAGGAACAGAACAGCCAGUACUACAGACGAGCGACCAAUCAGCUGCCAGUAUACCAUCGAAACUCCUCCCUGUCUGCGCCUUAUCGCCAUGGCGACCACCUCAAAGCCCAAAGUUCUGUCCAGCUGACCAAUCAGUGUGAGGCCCUCCAGUCCCUGCAAGUGGAGGUGAACAGACUGAAGGAGUGUUUGGAGGGGACUCUGUGUGUGCCCCUCUCCACCAGCACUGAGCCAGCCUCUCCACACAGCCCACCCGCACACAGCACGCCUUACAGAUACACCCCUCACAGGUACACCCCUCACAGGCCAUCUAAGCGGAACAGCAGGAGAGCGGAGGAUGGAGAGAGCAACAGAGUGACCGAGGAGGAGGAGGAGGAAGAGGUGGUGGUGGAGAGGAGGACCCAGAGGUCCAGAUCAAUGUCUAUGCCCCGCCCUCGGCCAGAGACCUUAGAUGAUUCUGGGCAUGCCCAGUCUGAGCCCAAACAAGAGAUGAGAUAUACAGCAGUUUUCAUAGCAGCUCGGAGAGAGAGUCUGACAGUGAUUUCAGCAGCACAGGAGAGCAGUGGAGGCCAUACCUGCCAGCGCCUUGGGCCAUCUGUUGUGCCUGAAGACGUUGUUGAUGCCAACCAGAGGGGGAAUCUGGGCACUGCGUACCACGGCUCAAAGCACUGUGCCAAUCCGGGCACAGCUCAGCCAGCGGCAGGUCCAGAGAGGAGUGGCAGUGGGAAGCGUCUCAGUCGCUCGGCCUCCCAUUGCUGUCCACUGCGUAGAUCCUCAGAGUCCAGACGAAGCACUGCUGUUCAGACAGACCGUCAGGUGGACCGUGAUCCCGGCCCGUCCUCCAGACAGCCUCGCCCAGAGAGCUCACCACGCAGGCACGCAGGGCGUGUGUUCCUGGCACCUCCACCCGGCGCUGUGCUGGGUAGCGUGCCCAUGGUUCAGUGUGUGCCAGUUUACCCAUCUGUGCUCUACUACCCCGGCCCCAAGCUGAAGGCAGCCAUACCCAUGCCGUACAUUUCCGUGGGAACGGAGCGACCCAGCCAAGCCAAAGCCUACCGGAUCCGAGAGGGAGAGCGCGGGCGGUCUCUCAGCAGCUCACUCGACCGAGCCAUCAUCGCUGCUGCAGACAUGAAGAGCUCCUCCAAGCGUAUGGUGCGCACCAUCAGUACUGGCCUCCAACACCAGAGGGCGCUCUCCCAGUCCUGUCUCUACUGAUGCAGGCUCAGGUCAGAGGGAAUGGGCAUGUGAAACCUAAAGGCCGAGUUUCAUCGGUCUGACACUGAGGAUGUCAUUGUUGUCGACAAGAACUUCAUGCAGCAAUGUAAAUAUUACUAAACAUUUGCCAAUGGCAGCAAAUUGUAGCAUAUGAUUUUUUGUUGUUGUUUUGUUUGUUUUUGUUUCCUCUGUUUACUGUAGCUAUAAGCAUGUCAGUGGGCAAUCUACUGACAGUCAUUAUUGUCUUAUAUAGGGUACUCAUUUGAGGUAGAUCAUUAACACUGCACUAUACUACAUUUUUAUUUACCAUCAUAUGAAAUAGAAGUUAUGCUGCUUUCUGUUCAGUUAUGGCCCUUGGUUUGGGUCCAUGUCUUCCCCAAAACUAUGCUCUUACAAUUGUACAAAAAGUGUGCUUAUAUGAGUAGUUUUGGAAGUACUAUCUCCUUGCUGAAUAUGUUAAUUAUUAUAAGUCAAGCACUCUGUGAUUACAGUGAAGCAAAGAUAGGCUGUCCUUUUUUAGAAUCUGUGAAUUAGGGAGGGAGUACCUGUCCCUUGAGCAGUGGUAUAGCAGCCAGGCUCAGAGCUAGUUAUAGGGCAGUGAUGCUCCUAAAUGGUCAUUUCCAUUUGUUGAAGAUUCAAGAUGUAGAUUUCAGGGUAAAAGGCAACAGUCAUGUAACAUUUUUCUCAGGUAUACAAAGCAUGGCAGCUAUACAAAGCUUUUAAAUUGAUACUUGUAGUUAUGUUGUAGAUAUGCCAAGACUUCUUUUUUCACACAAAAAAUAAACUCUUGGGUAACAAUUUACUGAAUCCUUAAAGCAUCAUAAACACAUUCAUAAAGUAUUCAGCCAUUAGAGCUUCUUUUACCUCUUGAUGAUGGCAAUGAUGACAUUACAGAGGUGAAAGAAGCUUUAUAUUGUGAUAUAUCGAGCUGUGAGUGCUUACACAAUUUAUCAGUGCAGUCAUGACUAUGAAUAAUUAGUUUUAUAAACAUUUGUCAAUUAUUGUUUUAUGGUUGCUUAUAUGAAUGAAUAGCCCUUUAUGGAAGUGUUUACAUGCUGUAAGGAUACUGGAUGCAUAGAAAAUGUUUCCAACAGUUGCGUAACCAGUGUGAGACAUACAUUCUUCCCUCAUAUGUCUGGAACUCAAAUGAGUUUAUUUAUACAUGCAAUGACUGUACAGUAUAUACUGUAAGUUGAAUUCCUGUCUGUGACAGAUUAAGUUACAUCAAGAGUAGGUAAUUGGGUAGUAGUAAAAAGAAAAUGCUGAUCAGAGGGUAUAACAACUUUAUUUGAAACAUAUGUGUUUCUGCUGCUCUGAUGAAUUAUCCAACUUUGAACUUUAUGAUUUGAAAUAAUUAAAUAUUGUAAAUCUAUUUUUCUACUUGAUAAAUUCUAGAUUACACAUUAUUACUUAUGAAAAAAAAGUCUUAAAAAGGAAUGUUUUGGAUUCCUGACAAUUUUGUUCUUAUAAACAAUGUUCUUAGUCAUCUGCAUGUGGGCUCCACAGUCAUCUAAUGACAAAUGAAUGAUCAUUCGGCAAGAUAAUUGGUUGUGUUUACAUACCAGAGCCCAUGUCACAUUCAGGUGUAGAUCUCAAUGUUUAAAAUUCACCUGUGUAUCAUGACUGAGUGGUAGUUAUAAUGUAUAUGAAGCUUAUUUGAAAUGAAUACGUAUAUGUUUUGUACUUCCUAAUUUCUUCCUGUAUAUUCCGAAUGUUACUCAGUUCAAAAUCAAAAGUACUGUAAGCUCUAGUCUACAUGAUCUCAGCUGUGUUGUGGAUCAUUUUGUUUAAAUGGGUUCUUUUGUAAUUGUAGCCAUUUUUAUGGUAAAUGAAAUAAUUGUUUGUUUGUUUUCAUGUCAUUUAUACUCUGUUUUAUGUGCCGUCCUGAAGAAAAAGUUGAAUGAUCUCUUGAAGAUGAAUUGCUGUGUUUAAAAAUGGAUAGAAUGUAUGAUUAAAGUUUGAAGUGUUACGUAAAAAAUAAAAACUUUAAAUCUC